AUGGCAUCUUUUUCAUCUGGCCCCGGCAAUCCCCAGGCCAAAUAUCCCUUUAAGAAGCGGGCCAGCCUCCAGGCUUCCUUUGCACUACCAGAGGCUCGGGGUGGGCUGGGGGCCCCUCCGCUACAGUCUGCCCGAUCCCUGCCAGGCCCUGCCCCCUGCCUCAAGCACUUCCCGCUCGACCUGCGCACGUCCAUGGAUGGCAAAUGCAAGGAGAUCGCCGAGGAGCUGUUCAGCCGCUCCCUGGCUGAGAGUGAGCUCCGCAGUGCCCCUUACGAGUUCCCCGAGGAGAGCCCUAUCGAGCAGCUGGAGGAGCGGAGGCAGCGCCUGGAGCGGCAGAUCAGCCAGGAUGUUAAGCUGGAGCCGGACAUCCUGCUUCGGGCCAAGCAAGAUUUCCUGAAGACUGACAGUGACUCGGACUUCCAGCUCUACAAGGAGCAGGGUGAGGGGCAGGGUGACCGGGGCCUGUGGGAGCGCGACGUGGUGCUGGAGCGGGAGUUUCAGCGGGUGACCAUCUCCGGCGAGGAGAAGUGUGGGGUGCCCUUCACAGACCUGCUGGAUGCGGCCAAGAGUGUGGUGCGGGCGCUGUUCAUCCGGGAGAAGUACAUGGCCCUGUCGCUGCAGAGCUUCUGCCCCACCACCCGCCGGUACCUGCAGCAGCUGGCCGAGAAGCCCCUGGAGACACGCACCUACGAGCAGGGCCCCGACACCCCCGUGUCCGCUGAUGCCCCGGUACACCCACCAGUGCUGGAGCAGCACCCCUAUGAGCACUGUGAGCCGAGCACCAUGCCAGGGGACCUGGGCUUGGGUCUGCGCAUGGUGCGGGGCGUGGUUCAUGUGUACACCCACAGGGAACCUGAUGAGCACUACUCAGAGGUGGAGCUGCCAUAUCCCGACCUGCAGGAAUUUGUGGCAGACGUCAAUGUGCUGAUGGCUCUGAUCAUCAAUGGCCCCAUAAAGUCAUUCUGUUACCGCCGGCUCCAGUACCUGAGCUCCAAGUUCCAGAUGCAUGUGCUGCUCAACGAAAUGAAGGAGCUGGCUGCGCAGAAGAAGGUGCCACACCGAGAUUUCUACAAUAUCCGCAAGGUGGACACGCACAUCCAUGCCUCAUCCUGCAUGAACCAGAAGCAUCUGCUGCGCUUCAUCAAACGGGCGAUGAAGCGGCACCUGGAGGAGAUCGUGCACGUGGAGCAGGGUCGUGAGCAGACACUACGGGAGGUCUUCGAGAGCAUGAACCUGACGGCCUAUGACCUGAGUGUGGACACGCUCGAUGUGCACGCAGACAGAAACACCUUCCAUCGCUUUGACAAGUUCAAUGCCAAAUACAACCCCAUUGGGGAGUCUGUCCUCCGAGAGAUCUUCAUCAAGACGGACAACAGGGUUUCUGGGAAGUACUUUGCUCACAUCAUCAAGGAGGUGAUGUCCGACCUGGAGGAGAGCAAAUACCAGAAUGCGGAGCUGCGGCUCUCCAUCUAUGGGCGCUCAAGGGACGAGUGGGACAAGCUAGCGCGCUGGGCUGUCAUGCACCGUGUACACUCCCCCAACGUUCGCUGGCUCGUGCAGGUGCCCCGCCUCUUCGAUGUGUACCGUACCAAGGGCCAGCUGGCCAACUUCCAGGAGAUGCUGGAGAACAUUUUCCUGCCUUUGUUUGAGGCCACCAUCCACCCUGCCAGCCACCCGGAGCUGCAUCUCUUCCUGGAGCAUGUGGACGGCUUUGACAGUGUGGAUGAUGAGUCCAAGCCCGAGAACCACGUCUUCAACCUGGAGAGCCCGCUCCCUGAGGCUUGGGUGGAGGAGGACAACCCGCCCUACGCCUACUACCUGUACUACACCUUCGCCAACAUGGCCAUGCUGAACCACCUUCGCAGACAGAGGGGCUUCCAUACGUUCGUGCUGAGGCCACACUGCGGGGAGGCGGGGCCCAUCCACCACCUGGUGUCGGCCUUCAUGCUGGCUGAGAACAUCUCGCACGGGCUGCUGCUGCGCAAGGCCCCGGUCCUGCAGUACCUGUAUUACCUGGCCCAGGUUGGCAUCGCCAUGUCCCCGCUCAGCAACAACAGCCUCUUCCUCAGCUACCACCGGAACCCGCUGCCUGAGUACUUGUCCCGUGGCCUCAUGGUCUCGCUGUCCACGGACGAUCCCCUGCAGUUCCAUUUCACCAAGGAGCCGCUGAUGGAGGAGUAUAGCAUCGCCACCCAGGUGUGGAAGCUCAGCUCCUGUGACAUGUGCGAGCUGGCACGCAAUAGCGUGCUCAUGAGUGGCUUCUCCCACAAGGUGAAGAGCCACUGGCUGGGACCCAACUAUACCAAGGAGGGCCCCGAGGGCAACGACAUCCGCCGCACCAACGUGCCCGACAUCCGCGUGGGCUACCGCCACGAGACCCUGUGCCAGGAGCUGGCGCUCAUCACGCAGGCCGUGCAGAGCGAGACGCUGGAGACCAUCCCGGAGGAGGCGGGCAUCACCAUGAGCCCCGGGCCUCAGUGA
Molecule: messenger RNA, 2481 nt
Organism: Rangifer tarandus platyrhynchus (Svalbard reindeer)
Lineage: Eukaryota; Metazoa; Chordata; Mammalia; Artiodactyla; Cervidae
Source: the annotation of a GenBank genome assembly